Molecule: messenger RNA, 1426 nt
Organism: Neltuma alba
Lineage: Eukaryota; Viridiplantae; Streptophyta; Magnoliopsida; Fabales; Fabaceae
Exons: 2
Coding region: 167-1093 (308 amino acids)
Source: RefSeq, a predicted model, not a curated record
CUCUGCUACUUGCCCUCAUAUCCUUCUUUCUCCACUGCUCCUGAAUUAUUUUCCCCUUUUUUGUUCCCUCCCUUUUCUCCAUUCCCAAAUAAAAGUCUCCAUCCCACUCACUUGCUUACUAUAUUUCUCCCUCAGUCAACACCUUCGGUUUUAAAACUUUCAAAAUAUGCAAUCAUUCAUCCCUGUUCUCGUCUCAGUCUUCUUCGCCUCCACAUUACCCAUUUCCUUCGCUGGUCUUCUCGCCGAACCGGUGACCGUUCCCGCUUUCCCGGUCCAGAGCCAGACCCCCACAUGUCGCCUCGACCUCUCCAAAGAGUUAUUCGGCGGCGUCAGGGACGCUUGCGGCAAGAACCUCGACCGCAGCCGAUGUUGUCCGGUUCUGGCCGCCUGGCUCUUUGCCGCUCACGCUCGCUCGGCGCUGGAGGUGUCCGCACCUGCUCCGGCUCCAGUAUCCGGCAGCGACCUUCUUCCAAUGAUGCCGGAUGACUCCCAGAAGUGCGUGAACUCGCUCCAAGACUCGCUCACGAGUCGCAACAUUAGGAUUCCACAACCCAACGCCACCUGCGAUGCUGUCCUCUGUUUCUGCGGCAUUCGACUCCACCAGAUCACCUCCCUCAGCUGCCCCGGCGCGUUUAACCUCACCGGAGCCCACAACGGCAGCUCCUCCGGGUCCCACAUGGCCACUCCAACUUCUGCCGUGAAAAAUUUAGAGAAGAAUUGUCGCAACUCUUCCUAUGCUGGUUGCACCAAAUGCCUCAAUGCCCUUCAAAAGCUGAAAGGGAACAAGAACGGGACGAAGGAGGGAGGGGGAGACAGAGCGAGCAAGAUGUUCAACCGGGACUGUCAGCUGAUGGGGUUGACGUGGCUGCUGGCGAGGAACAAGACGGUGUACAUACCGACGGUAUCGGCGGUGUUGAGGGCAAUAAUGUACAGUGCACACCCACAUGAGUCCAAGUGUAGUCCGGACCAGGAGAACAUGCCGCUGGCCGUUGAUUCGCUGCAGUUCGAGAAGGACAAGGCGCCAUCCUCACCGUUGAAUGUUAGGGUCACGCUUCUUCAGAUGAUCAUCAUUCUGGCGUCUCUUUUGGUUUAGGGGUACAGUUGGUGGGAUGCUCUGUGCAACGUUCCGCACUGUGUCUUGGUGGGAUCUGUCGGGGUCACGUGAAUGUACGACAGCACCGUUUUGGAGGGACUUGUUGUCGUUUUGUUCUCCUGUACAUUUCUCUCCUCUAUCUUCCAGAUAGAUUAGUCAGAUGGAUGUGUCUGUAUAUGGCGCCAGCAUUUCUUAAGCUUUCUCCCUCCCAUUUUGCUCAUUCAUUCUUUUGCCUUCCUCAAAUAUAUAGAAUCAUCAUUCCUACUUAUUGUCUCUGUCUAUGUAUUAUAUUACUACUUUAAUUAUCUGGAUAGUGAUGGUGCUUCCUAAUUU